GCCUCUAUCGCUCCCUCUACCUCUGCCUCUAUCGCUCCCUCUAGUUCUGCCUCUAUCGCUCCCUCUAGCUCUGCCUCUAUCGCUCCCUCUACCUCUGCCUCUAUCGCUCCCUCUAGUUCUGCCUCUAUCGCUCCCUCUAGCUCUGCCUCUAUCGCUCCCUCUAGCUCUGCCUCUAUCGCUCCCUCUUCUGCCUCUACCGGUACCUCUGCCUCUAUCGCUCCCUCUAGUUCUGCCUCUAUCGCUCCCUCUAGUUCUGCCUCUAUCGCUCCCUCUAGCUCUGCCUCUAUCGCUCCCUCUAGUUCUGCCUCUAUCGCUCCCUCUAGCUCUGCCUCUAUCGCUCCCUCUAUCGCUCCCUCUACCUCUGCCUCUAUCGCUCCCUCUAGCUCUUCUGCCUCUAUCGCUCCCUCUAGCUCUGCCUCCGCUCCCUCUAGCUCUCCCUCUAGUUCUGCCUCUAGUUCUGCCUCUAUCGCUCCCUCUAGCUCUGCCUCUAUCGCUCCCUCUAGCUCUGCCUCUAUCGCUCCCUCUAGCUCUAGCUCUGCCUCUAUCGCUCCCUCUAGCUCUGCCUCUAUCGCUCCCUCUAGCUCUGCCUCUAUCGCUCCCUCUAGCUCUGCCUCUAUCGCUCCCUCUAGUUCUGCCUCUAUCGCUCCCUCUAGCUCUGCCUCUAUCGCUCCCUCUAGUUCUGCCUCUAUCGCUCCCUCUAGUUCUGCCUCUAUCGCUCCCUCUAGCUCUGCCUCUAUCGCUCCCUCUAGUUCUGCCUCUAUCGCUCCCUCUACCUCUGCCUCUAUCGCUACUUCUGCCUCUACCGUCUCUGCCUCUAUCGCUCCCUCUACCUCUGCCUCUAUCGCUCCCUCUAGCUCUGCCUCUAUCGCUCCCUCUACCUCUGCCUCUAUCGCUACUUCUGCCUCUACCGGUACCUCUGCCUCUAUCGCUCCCUCUAGUUCUGCUUCUAUCGCUCCCUCUAGCUCUGCCUCUAUCGCUCCCUCUAGCUCUGCCUCUAUCGCUCCCUCUAGCUCUGCCUCUAUCGCUCCCUCUAGCUCUGCCUCUAUCGCUCCCUCUAGUUCUGCCUCUAUCGCUCCCUCUAGCUCUGCCUCUAUCGCUCCCUCUAGUUCUGCCUCUAUCGCUCCCUCUAGUUCUGCCUCUAUCGCUCCCUCUAGUUCUGCCUCUAUCGCUCCCUCUACCUCUGCCUCUAUCGCUCCCUCUACCUCUGCCUCUAUCGCUACUUCUGCCUCUACCGCUACCUCUGCCUCUAUCGCUCCCUCUAGUUCUGCCUCUAUCGCUCCCUCUAGUUCUGCCUCUAUCCUCUCUGCCUCUAUCGCUCCCUCUAGCUCUGCCUCUAUCGCUCCCUCUACCUCUGCCUCUAUCGCUCCCUCUAGCUCUGCCUCUAUCGCUCCCUCUACCUCUGCCUCUAUCGCUACUUCUGCCUCUACCGGUACCUCUGCCUCUAUCGCUCCCUCUAGCUCUGCCUCUAUCGCUCCCUCUAGCUCUGCCUCUAUCGCUCCCUCUACCUCUGCCUCUAUCGCUCCCUCUAGCUCUGCCUCUAUCGCUCCCUCUAGCUCUGCCUCUAUCGCUCCCUCUACUUCUGCCUCUAGCUCUGCCUCUAUCGCUCCCUCUAGUUCUGCCUCUAUCGCUCCCUCUAGUUCUGCCUCUAUCGCUCCCUCUAGCUCUGCCUCUAUCGCUCCCUCUAGCUCUGCCUCUAUCGCUCCCUCUAGCUCUGCCUCUAUCGCUCCCUCUAGUUCUGCCUCUAUCGCUACUUCUGCCUCUUCUGCCUCUAUCGCUCCCUCUGCCUCUAUCGCUCCCUCUAGCUCUGCCUCUAUCGCUCCCUCUAGUUCUGCCUCUAUCGCUCCCUCUAGCUCUGCCUCUAUCGCUCCUUCUUCUGCCUCUCCUCCUACCUCUGCCUCUAUCGCUCCCUCUAGUUCUGCCUCUAUCGCUCCCUCUAGUUCUGCCUCUAUCGCUCCCUCUAGCUCUGCCUCUAUCGCUCCCUCUAGUUCUGCCUCUAUCGCUCCCUCUAGCUCUGCCUCUAUCGCUCCCUCUAGUUCUGCCUCUAUCGCUCCCUCUAGCUCUGCCUCUAUCGCUCCCUUUACCUCUGCCUCUAUCGCUCCCUCUAGUUCUGCUCUCUAUCGCUCUGCCUCUACCUCUGCCUCUAUCGCUCCCUCUAGCUACUCUGCCUCUAUCGCUCCCUCUAGCUCUGCCUCUAUCGCUCCCUCUAGCUCUGCCUCUAUCGCUCCCUCUAGCUCUGCCUCUAUCGCUCCCUCUAGCUCUGCCUCUAUCGCUCCCUCUACCUCUGCCUCUAUCGCUACUUCUGCCUCUACCUCUGCCUCUAUCGCUCCCUCUAGUUCUGCCUCUAUCGCUCCCUCUAGUUCUGCCUCUAUCGCUCCCUCUAGUUCUGCCUCUAUCGCUCCCUCUAGUUCUGCCUCUAUCGCUCCCUCUAGUUCUGCCUCUAUCGCUCCCUCUAGCUCUGCCUCUAUCGCUCCCUCUAGCUCUGCCUCUAUCGCUCCCUCUAGCUCUGCCUCUAUCGCUCCCUCUACCUCUGCCUCUAUCGCUCCCUCUAGCUCUGCCUCUAUCGCUACUUCUGCCUCUACCGGUACCUCUGCCUCUAUCGCUCCCUCUAGUUCUGCUUCUAUCGCUCCCUCUACCUCUACCUCUAGCUCCUCCUCUAUCGUUCCCUCUACCGCUACCUCUGCCUCUACCUCUGCCUCUAUCGCUCCCUCUAGCUCUGCCUCUAUCGCUCCCUCUACCUCUGCCUCUAUCGCUACUUCUGCCUCUACCGGUACCUCUGCCUCUAUCGCUCCCUCUAGUUCUGCUUCUAUCGCUCCCUCUAGUGGCAGCUGGAGGCAGGCCAGGGGAGAGUAUGGAGGAGAGGGGGCUGCCGUGGAUCAGCUAAAUGUGAGCAUCUGGAGCAGCGGGCUGGUCUCUGCCGGCUACAGCCCUCCGGCUCAGAGUGGCAGUGCCAACGCAGCCGUAGACACCGCCCGCCAACGCCAUGUUUAUUUUUACACCAGCUGGUGA
Molecule: messenger RNA, 3006 nt
Organism: Oncorhynchus nerka (sockeye salmon)
Lineage: Eukaryota; Metazoa; Chordata; Actinopteri; Salmoniformes; Salmonidae
Product: streptococcal hemagglutinin-like
Exons: 9
Source: RefSeq, a predicted model, not a curated record